AUGGUACGCAACCAUCAUAGGAGACGUAUGUUUCUAGAUCGUACUUUUGCUAGACAUGAGACUCGGUUAAAAUAUUUGGAUAGUUUGAUAGGUGAAAGUGACAUAGCAUGUGUGAAUGAUCUAAGAAUGAAUAGGAGAACAUUUGGAGUAUUAUGUGAAUUGCUCCAUGCUGAUGGAAGGGUGAAAAGAAAUGAAACCAUUAGUAGAUAUUUUAAUUCAAUUUUACAUGGAGUUUUAAGGUUGCAAGAAAACUUAUUAGUUUCUCAAGAUCCUAUACCUGCCAACUGCAUUGUUAGUCGAUGGAGAUGGUUUGAAAAUUGUCUAGGAGCAUUAGAUGGUACUUACAUUGAGGUACGAGUGUCUGAAGUUGACAAACCAAGGUAUCGAACAAGAAAAGGCAAGAUCGCAACAAAUGUAUUAGGAGUUUGUUCUCGAGAUAUGAAGUUUAUAUUUGUUUUACCGGGUUGGGAGGGCUCAGCAUCAGAUUCUAGAGUACUUCGUGAUGCCAUUAAUAGGCAAAAUGGCUUAAAGAUCCCUAAAGGUUAUUAUUAUUUGGUGGAUGGUGGAUAUACUAACGGUGAAGGAUUCUUAGCACCUUAUAAAGGAGUUGCGUACCAUUUAUCUGAGUGGGGUAGAAACGUGCCUAGAAAUCACGAGAAGUACUUUAAUAUGAAACAUGCAUCUGCAAGAAAUGUCAUUGAGAGAUGUUUUGGAUUGCUUAAGAUUAGAUGGUCAAUCUUGAGGAGCACGUCAUUUUUCCCAAUAACAACACAGUGCCGAAUAAUUACAACGUGUUGUAUUUUGCAUAAUUUGAUUCGGCGAGAAAUGUCUCUAGAUCCAGCGAAAAUUGAGCUUGAUAGACAAGUGGAUGCUGCAGAAGAUACUCAUCAGACAAUUAAUGAAGAUCAUGAAAUAAUUGAUACGGUUGAAGCCUCAACUCAAUGGACUGAAUGGAGAAACACUUUAGCUAUGCAAAUGUAUAAUGAAUGGAGGCUACCUAGAGGACAUUAAUGGUAGAGGUUCUUAGUCUUGCAUGUAUGGACAAACUUUGCUUACUUAUUGUUUGUAUUAGACACAUUAAUUUGAAUGUAUUCUUACUUGCUUUUUGUUGUCAUUUAACUUUGUUUGUAUUGGACGCAUUGAUCUUAGUUAUUCAAUUUUAUUUUGUCGUUUAAA
Molecule: messenger RNA, 1176 nt
Organism: Cannabis sativa
Lineage: Eukaryota; Viridiplantae; Streptophyta; Magnoliopsida; Rosales; Cannabaceae
Exons: 3
Coding region: 1-1011 (336 amino acids)
Source: RefSeq, a predicted model, not a curated record